CUUUACCCGUGCCAAAAUGCCUGUACCGAACGGGAAUUUACAUGAAGAUGAUGAAGGAAUUGACUAUUCCGACAUUGAAGCUAAAUAUAACGUUCAGCUCGAGGAGGGUUUCGAUAACAUUCUUGUCGUGGAUGGUGUUCCAGUCAUUGACAAUUCAAAACUUGAGAAGCUCCUAGUGAAGAUCGGUAAGGAGUUCGGGAAAAAAGGCGCGCAUAUCAAACCGGACAAUAUCUUCGUGCCCUGGGACGAGAAGACAGGAAAGAGCAAAGGAUUUGUGUUCAUAGAAUUCAAGAACGCCGAUGAUGCUACCUAUGCGCUAAAUGUCAUGAACGGACACCCCUUCGAUGCCAGGCAUACAUUCCUGACAAGUAGGUUUACCGACAUUGAGAAGUUUUCGGAGAUGGACGAAACAUUUGUUGAGCCAGAACCAGAGCAAUUCCAACCAAGGGAUCAUCUACGGGCGUGGCUUACCGAUGCUCAAGGACGCGACCAAUAUGUUACCUAUAAACAAGACGACGUCACCAUCCAUUGGCAUGGAAAACCUUCACAGUCAGAGGUAGCGUAUGAAAGACGGAAUUGGACGGACCUAUAUGUUUCCUGGUCUCCGCUUGGCACGAUGCUUGCAACUCUGCAUAGGCAGGGAGUACGGCUGUGGGGUGGCCCGUCGUGGUCUCCCGUACAGAAGUUUGCACAUCCCCUUGUGAAACUGAUUGACUUCUCACCUAAUGAACGAUAUCUCGUUACUUGGUCCAACGAACCUAUUGUUAUCCCGGAGGGUGCGCCGCAGGGAGCGCAGUAUCUAUCACACGAAGAUGAGGGCAACAGCCUCGCCGUGUGGGAUAUCAAGACGGGCAAUCUUCUUCGCACGUUCCCAGUACAAAACAGUUCACAAGGUGAAGACGUUGCUACUGGUGCGAAGAAGCAGAUGCAAUGGCCCGCAAUGAAGUGGAGUGCAGAUGACCGCUACGUAGCCCGUGUGACACCUGGACAACAGAUUAGUGUCUACGAGUUACCUGGGAUGGGUCUCCUCGACAAGAAGAGUAUAAAGAUUGAUGGUGUCGUUGAUUUUGAAUGGCGGCCAAUUGGCGAUCGAGAUCGUGAAGAAGCGGAGAAGGAGAGCAAGAAUGACGCAGGUGGACCAAAAUCCAAGAGACCGAAAGAGAACAUGCUUGUGUACUGGACGCCAGAGGUGGGAAAUCAACCAGCACGCGUCUCACUCAUGAGCAUCCCCAGUCGCACGGUACUGCGAUCCAAGAACCUGUUCAACGUAACUGAGUGCAAGCUAUACUGGCAGAACCAGGGCGAUUUUCUUUGCGUCAAGGUAGAUAGACACACUAAGACGAAAAAGUCAAUCUUCUGCAACCUAGAGAUCUUCCGCGUGCGAGAAAAAGAUUUCCCUGUGGAGGUUGUCGAGCUUAAAGAUACCGUUACCGACUUUUCAUGGGAGCCGAAGGGUGAACGUUUCGCGAUUGUGUCAAGUAGUGACCCAAAUGUAGGGAAUCCUGGGCCUGGGAUUACCAUCAAGACGGAUGUCAGCUUUUACCAGCUUGAACGUGGGAAGGGAGACUUUAAAUUACUAAAGAGCCUCUCGUCGCGGACGAGCAACACGAUACGCUGGUCGCCGCGCGGAAGACAUGUAGUUCUGGCAACGGUCGGCUCCUCAUCAAAAUCGGAACUAGAGUUCUGGGACUUGGAUUUCCAUACGGACGACAUAACUGGACGCCGUGAGAUCGCAAAGGAGGACUGGGGUGCUGGAAUCUCACUGCUCGGGACGGGUGAUCACUAUGGAGUGACGGAUGUAGAAUGGGACCCUUCAGGAAGGUACUUGGCCACGAGUGCGAGUGCCUGGCGACACACGUUGGAAAAUGGCUAUGCGAUCUGGGACUUUAAGGGACAGGAAGUAGAGAAGCACAUCCUAGACCGCUUCAAGCAGUUUCUCUGGAGGCCUCGACCGCGGACACUGCUGACGAAAGAGCAGCAGCGGCAGAUACGCAAGAACUUGAAGGAAUACAGUCGGACAUUCGACGAGGAAGAUGCUGCUGAAGAGAGCAAUGUGAGUGCGGAGUUGAUCGCCCAUCGGAAGCGACUCGUGGACGAAUGGAACGCCUGGCGUGCGAAAUGCCGGAAGGAGUUGGGUGAGGAGCGCCAGGGUGUUAAUGGACGGACAACCGAGGACGAGCAGGAGGAAGAAAUUGCGAUUGAGUUGGAGGAGGUGCUAGAGGAGAUUGAGGAGGUUGUGGAGGAGUAAUAUGGUCCACAGUAUAUAAUUAUGCAUUGUUAGCAUGUUGUAGAAGUAUGAUUAGCUAGCUGUAUUGGCUGUGAUACGCGAGGGA
Molecule: messenger RNA, 2333 nt
Organism: Fomitiporia mediterranea MF3/22
Lineage: Eukaryota; Fungi; Basidiomycota; Agaricomycetes; Hymenochaetales; Hymenochaetaceae
Product: translation initiation factor eIF-3b
Exons: 10
Coding region: 17-2248 (743 amino acids)
Biological process (GO): translational initiation
Cellular component (GO): eukaryotic translation initiation factor 3 complex
Molecular function (GO): translation initiation factor activity; RNA binding; translation initiation factor binding
Source: RefSeq, a predicted model, not a curated record